AUGGCGGCUCCCACGAAAGUUGCGGUGGAACUUUUCUACGAUGUCAUUUCACCGUACUCGUGGCUCGCGUUCGAAGCACUUCACCGCUACCGAACUCCCUGGAACCUCGACCUCAAGUUGAGGCCGUUCUUCCUGGGCGGCGUCAUGAAGGAAUCGAACAACAGGCCACCGGCCAUGGUGCCGAACAAGGCGGCGUACAUGCAGGCCGACCUCCGAAGGUCAUCCAAGCUCUUCCAAGUCCCGAUCAAGGUUCCGGACUUCUUUUUCGAGUUCAUCACGACCAAGUCCACGAUAAAUGCGCAACGUUUCUUGGUGGCGCUCCAGCUGAGACAGCCGCAGUUUCUCGAAGAGGCAUCUAGGGGAUUCUGGAAGCGUUUCUACCAGGACAACAAGGACAUCGCCGAGGAGGACAGCAUCGCGGCCGUAGGCCAAGCCAUCGGUAUGGACGCGGCCACGUUGAAAGAAACGCUGGGCCUCAUGAAGGAUGAUUCUGUUAAAGAGGGUCUCAAGAAGAACACGUCGGAUGCUGUUGAUGUUUACGGUGCUUUUGGUGCUCCCACCAUCGUAGCGCAUGUCCCUGGUGGAAAGCCGGAGAUGUUCUUUGGUAGCGACAGGUUUGAACAGAUGGCUUGUGUCCUCGGAAAACAGUGGCACGGGCCCGUACUACCUCAAGGUGCCAAGCUGUAACGGGGGUGGCCACGCUGUCCAUUACCCUCCGGUUUUGUUACCUUGUUAAAAAGAGGAAGAUCCCCAUUGAAGUGGGUACAAAAAUGCUCAAAUAAGCCUGUGUAAAUUGUUCUUGUUGAACACCUCUUAUGGGGCAUAUUGAAUAUGUUUGCAAUUGCUGUAGUGCCUCACUCAGUUUUGACGAACACACAAUAUGCUGGGAAAAUUGGUGAUAGAAUAGGGAGCAACAAUGUAUGGUCACUCUGCAGAUUACUUGAAAGCUGACAAACUCGAUACUAAACGGGGCUGAAGAAAGUAUGCUCUCCUGUGAUCGUUAUUCCGUUUGUUUGGGUUACAUUCGAUGAUUGGAUAUUCCACCGUCUUGUGAGCUGCUUGACCUCGGUAUUAUUUGAAAAUGCCAUUUUAGUCGUAAAUACAAGAGAAACGUGAACGAGAAAAAUGCAUGACAGAUCCCCCAGCCUAAGUACAGAAGAGCUAUCAUAUUGUGUACCUGCUUUCAUCGGAAAUAGCAAAUACGUUAAAAUUAAGCAAAUUAACAAAACAUUAAACAAUGGUUACAUGGAAGAAAGUCAAUAAGUGGGAAAUGAAAUGUGCAUAGUUUUGCAGCACUUAUUUUUUUUUUUUUUUUUUUGAUACAGCAUAGCAUGUGUAUUAUUAAAACUGCAUAAUUACGACCAAAGGGAAAGUUGCAAAUGAUGUUGUAUUUUAAUGCUUAUGUUAAUUGUUUUAUCCAGAGUUUAUGCAUGUCGUGUAGUAGGGUAUAGAGGUAUAAUAUUGAAAUUCUGUAAAGUCUGGUACUUUUUACUUUAAGAAAGCCUGUGAUACGAUAUAAAAGUGUACGAUUUAAAUGGUCUAAAUCUAAUGACGCUCUGUUGCAACUCUACGCACAAGCUGCAUAGGCGCACGUGGGGGUUUAUAUUUGCGUGUGAUGUCUGCAACUAAACAAGAUAUCAAUUGAUUAAAGUGCAGAAAUUCCCACUAGCAUAUAAACCUUGUGCAAGGAAUUGCUUCUCUUGCUUUUAUGCAAUGUUACUCUCUUAUAUUGUAAUAAAAGUAUUUCUUUUUAUAAA
Messenger RNA from Ixodes scapularis (black-legged tick), 1757 nucleotides. RefSeq names its product glutathione S-transferase kappa 1-like. NCBI's taxonomy places the organism in Eukaryota, Metazoa, Arthropoda, Arachnida, Ixodida, Ixodidae. The transcript is spliced from 2 exons. Gene Ontology annotation, biological process: glutathione metabolic process. The coding region runs from base 1 to 687 and encodes 228 amino acids. Gene Ontology annotation, molecular function: glutathione transferase activity; glutathione peroxidase activity. The record is from RefSeq and is a predicted model, not a curated record. Gene Ontology annotation, cellular component: mitochondrion; peroxisome.